GGACAGGAGGAUGGAGAGAUUACCCUCAGCUACAGUACAUUGGCUCCUAUCAGGAGGAUGGAGAGGGGUUGGGGAAUGUGAGGCAGUUGCUUGGCUACAGUAAUAAAGGCACAUUAGCAUGAUGGAGUGUGGAGAGAGAGUAAUGUAUGUGCUAGUGUGUGUCUGUGUGUGAAUGAGGAGGGCUCUCAUUCUCUGGGUGUUCAGUUAAUCCUUCUGUCAGUUGAUGUUAAAACAGCAUUUUAAGAGCUGGAUGGAUAAAGGAAGAGGCACAGUGUAAGCGGGGAGACACAGAAGCCUGGAACAGAAGGCAAGCCUUGUUUUCAGCACCACGGAGAGAGACACCAAAAAUUCUCAACAUCAUCAACCAGUGCCCCUCUGUGACUCCCCCACCCCCCGCCUUGGAACCUCAAGUAUAGGGAGGAAGGCCAGGUCAUUCACUUCAGAGGCUUUCCAUCCUCAAGAAAACAAACACAACAACAACAGCAACAAAAUAUAAUCUUUGCUUGGGAAGUAGGGCUGAUCUUUUUCUCCGCCAAUGCAAAAGGAAAUAUGCAGCACAUCUUUGCCUUCUUCUGCACAAGCUUUCUAGGGGCAGUGCUUGGGGUGAAUUUCCCCAAUUUUCCUAACAUUAUCCAGAUCGGGGGCCUCUUCCCAAACCAGCAAUCACAGGAACAUGCCGCCUUUCGCUUUGCGCUAUCUCAAUUGGUGGAGCCCCCGAAACUGCUGCCCCAAAUUGAUAUUGUGAACAUCAGCGACAGCUUUGAAAUGACCUACACAUUUUGUUCACAGUUUGCCAAGGGAGUGUAUGCCAUAUUCGGAUUCUAUGACCGGAAGACAGUCAACAUGCUCACCUCUUUUUGUGGUGCGCUCCACGUUUGCUUCAUUACCCCCAGCUUCCCCGUAGCCACUUCAAAUCAGUUUGUCCUACAGCUGAGGCCGGAACUUCAAGACGCUCUAAUUAGUGUUAUUGAGUAUUACAAGUGGAAAAAGUUUGUGUACAUCUAUGAUGCGGACCGAGGUUUGUCUGUCCUCCAGAAAGUACUAGACACAGCGGCGGAGAAGAACUGGCAAGUGACAGCUGUAAACAUCUUGACCACCACUGAGGAAGGCUACCGUCUGCUCUUUCAGGAUCUAGACAAGAGCAAAGAUCGCCAAGUUGUGAUAGACUGUGAGUCGGAAAGACUGAAUGCCAUACUCACCCAGGUAAUCAUCAAACUAGAAAAAAACAUUGUCGGAUAUCACUAUAUACUUGCAAACCUGGGGUUUAUGGACAUUGAAUUGCAGAAGUUUAAAGAAGCAGGAGCUAAUGUGACGGGAUUCCAGCUGGUCAACUACACAGACACCCGGGUGUCUCAGAUACUGCAGCAGUGGAAAACCUAUGAUGGCCGGGAACAACCUCGCGUAGAUUGGAAGAAACCAAAGUACACCUCUGCGCUAACUUACGAUGGUGUCCGUGUAAUGUAUGAAGCCUUCCAGAACCUGAGGAAACAAAGGAUAGACAUCUCCCGUCGUGGUAAUGCCGGAGAAUGCUUGGCCAACCCCGCUGUUCCAUGGGGGCAAGGAAUAGAUAUACAGAGAGCACUACAGCAAGUCCGAAUGGAAGGGUUGUCUGGAAACGUCCAGUUUAACGAGAAGGGACGUCGGACAAACUAUACAUUGCACGUGCUGGAGCUAAAACAUAAAGGAAUCAGACAGAUUGCUACUUGGAAUGAAGAUGAUAAACUUAUCCCAUUAGCUACUGAUGCCCAAGCAGGGAAUGAAUCCAUAGGGGUACAAAACCGAACGUACAUCGUUACCACUAUAUUGGAAUCUCCAUAUGUUAUGUACAAAAAGAAUGCUGAUGAAUUUGAAGGCAAUGAAAAGUUUGAGGGUUACUGUGUGGAACUGGCCUCAGAGGUAGCCAAGCACGUGGGAUUCAAGUACAAACUGGAGAUUGUAAAGGAUGGGAAGUACGGAGCACGUGACUCAGACAUGAAAGCCUGGAACGGGAUGGUGGGGGAGCUAGUGUAUGGGAGAGCGGAUCUGGCCGUUGCGCCUUUGACAAUCACACUGGUCCGUGAAGAAGUUAUUGACUUUUCCAAACCAUUCAUGAGCUUGGGUAUAUCCAUCAUGAUCAAGAAACCACAGAAAUCAAAACCGGGUGUUUUCUCCUUCUUGGAUCCUCUCGCAUAUGAGAUCUGGAUGUGUAUAGUCUUCGCUUACAUUGGUGUUAGUGUGGUUCUCUUUUUGGUCAGUCGAUUCAGCCCAUAUGAGUGGCACAAUGAAGAGUUUGAGGAAGGAAGAGAUCAACCCUCCACAGACCAUUCUAAUGAAUUUGGAAUAUUUAACAGUCUAUGGUUUUCCUUGGGUGCCUUCAUGCAACAAGGAUGUGACAUUUCCCCCAGGUCCCUCUCCGGUCGCAUUGUGGGUGGUGUCUGGUGGUUCUUCACCCUCAUCAUCAUUUCCUCUUAUACUGCAAAUCUAGCAGCUUUUUUGACGGUUGAGAGAAUGGUGUCUCCUAUUGAGAGUGCAGAUGACCUGGCCAAACAGACAGAGAUUACAUAUGGGACUCUGGAUUCUGGAUCCACAAAAGAAUUUUUUAAGAGAUCGAAAAUUGCCGUCUUUGAAAAGAUGUGGACUUAUAUGCGCUCAGCCGAACCCUCUGUGUUUGUAAAGACAACUGAGGAUGGAAUGAACCGAGUUAGAAAGUCUAAAGGAAAAUAUGCCUAUCUCUUGGAGUCCACUAUGAAUGAGUAUAUUGAGCAGAGAAAACCUUGUGACACCAUGAAGGUGGGAGGUAACUUGGAUUCCAAGGGCUAUGGCAUUGCUACCCCCAAGGGGUCACCUCUGAGAAAUCCAGUAAACCUGGCAGUAUUAAAACUGAACGAGCAGGGGCUUUUGGACAAAUUGAAAAACAAAUGGUGGUACGACAAGGGAGAAUGCGGCAGCGGGGGAGGUGAUUCCAAGGACAAAACAAGUGCACUGAGUCUUAGUAAUGUCGCUGGUGUCUUCUACAUCCUUAUCGGAGGACUGGGAUUGGCCAUGUUGGUUGCACUAAUCGAGUUUUGUUACAAGUCCAGAAGUGAAUCCAAAAAGAUGAAGGGCUUCUGUUUAAUUCCGCAGCAAACAGUCACAGAAACGGUUCGGAUGGCAACCUUACCAAGACCUUCCACAGCAGGGGGUAGCGAUGAGAACGGCAGAGUGGUCAGUCACGACUUUCCCAAAUCCAUGCAGACAAUUCCAUGUAUGAGCCAUAGUGCAGGUAUGGCCCUAGGAGCAACUGGAUUAUAAUACCAGCAGACUUCACGCCGCCUAGUGAAGCAAUGAUGAUCUGACCCCCGUUCCAGUGCCAAAAACACAAAGGACACAUUUUAUGGACUUUUCGAAGUCACACAAAGAUCUAUUUUAUUUUAUUUUUUUGUCUUAUUUGUUCUUUUUGCCAUCUGCGGCAAAUUUACAUGUCAGUAACUGCAAUAAAGAGCUGAUUGGGGAAGAAAGGAGAACCUACCCUGUGGGUUGGACAUUUGAAUGUUAUCAAUAGACUCUGAUCCCGCAAUGGUUCAGCUCAUCAACUCCUAGUUUAUUCAAUUGUUUUAGGAGAAUUUUUGUUUCCACUUUCUGUUUCCAUUUAUUUCCCCUUAUCUUUUUUAUGUGUUAGCUUUCUGAAUAAAUUUGGGUGCACAAUCUCCUGGCAUUUCCCUCCAAGUGGAGGCACACAACUAGAAUGUUCUUCAUCAGAGCAGCCCUGGAAGAGAAAGUGGUUAUGAAACAGGCCUCAUCUCCAGUUGUAAAAAAACAAGUGAAAAGAAAUAAAAAGCAAUGAGAAAAGGAUAAAGAGAUGGCUGUACAUAGAAGACAAAGCAAAAUAGUAAAGAGACUUUGAAACACAGUCAAGUUGAGCAUCAGCAACGAUGGGGAUAAGUUUAAAAUGUUAAAAGCAAGUGGGAAUAUCACAGGACCACAACAGAAAUGUAUAAACUGUAAUCUGAUGCCGAAUUUCUCAGUGGAAAGUGGUGAAGAUACAUGCUACCACUGGACACCAGAAGUCAAAUCUUAGUUUUGCUGUCGUGGCUACAACUCUAAGCUAGGACCUUGUCUACUUGAGGGAGCUGGUCAUCUCAACGACAACACACAAGGCGAAUACAAGACCAUUUCCAGCAAGAUGAAAGCAUUUAUGAUUGUGUAUGAAGACAUAUCUUUAAAAAAAUAACAAUAAGACACCUCAGCAGAUGUAGGCAGAGUAACAGUGGUUCGGCCUCCAUGCACUGUACAAUGGUAAUAUUUGAAUGUUUAAGUUGAUGCUGUGAUUAAAAAAAAAAAAAAAAAAGCAACAUGCAUUUUGCCAGCAGUCAUGGGAAUGUCACCAGCUUCAGGAGAUACAAAGGGGACGUGUCUAGCUCACCUGUAAUCUUGUUGACAGGUGUCAUGGAGAUAGAAUAAUGCAUUUAACGCCAUACUUUAUUCAUCUAUAAAUCCAUUUGUUUUUAUUUUUUACCUCUCCGUCUUUCCCACAUGUGGGAGGGCAGUAAUGUUCCUGAAAAGGAUAGAUUUCAAAAAGUUAGUGUUUUGAAGUUUUUUGCUUUUUUUAUUUUGAGUAUUUUAUGAGUUCCUAUUUCAAUGUGUGAAGAAGACAGAUAUUAUCCUCUGAACCUCUUCGAAAGUGUAUGUUGCCAUUUUGGAGUGGAAACAUAUCCUUUUUACUAAUUCCUCAAAGUUCUGAGGAGCUUUCCAGCCAUCUGACUCAAGGGCCUUGCCUAUAUCUAGAAUUGAACUCAACCAUGUUACAAGGGCAUUGCAGCAUAGAGCUCUGUCUUAUUUGCUCAGUGACUUCAAGAAAAGACUUUGUGGGGCGUAGGACACAACAAAUCAGCAUUGGAGAUGUUGAGUGUUCACUUGUAAUUUGUAUUUUUAUUACACUUUCUUAAAAAACAGGUGUGGAGCCAAGCUCGGUUUUUACCCCGAGAAUGGACUCCGCAUUUAACCCCUUCAGGCGUUUCAUUCAGUUUUUCCCUCUUUGAUACCUGGAUAUUUUUCUUCAUGAAAACUGUAUUUGUUUUAACUCUGAUGUCAAAAGUGCUAAGCAAGAUUACGUUUGGUCAAACAACCGAAGCUUUGUUUGGUUUGUUUUAAAGAUGCGGUGGCAAGGUGGUGUCCCUCAUCUGCAUCUCCUUGCUUCUUGGCUAUCUCCUUUGCUUUCUUUUCUUUUCUUUUCUUUGAAUUAAUAUAAAAUGGACGUGGUUCCUUUCUUUGAGGCAAA
Messenger RNA from Pseudophryne corroboree (corroboree frog), 5236 nucleotides. RefSeq names its product glutamate ionotropic receptor AMPA type subunit 1 (gene GRIA1). Gene Ontology annotation, molecular function: AMPA glutamate receptor activity; transmitter-gated monoatomic ion channel activity involved in regulation of postsynaptic membrane potential. The record is from RefSeq and is a predicted model, not a curated record. NCBI's taxonomy places the organism in Eukaryota, Metazoa, Chordata, Amphibia, Anura, Myobatrachidae. Gene Ontology annotation, biological process: modulation of chemical synaptic transmission; monoatomic ion transport; synaptic transmission, glutamatergic. The coding region runs from base 550 to 3270 and encodes 906 amino acids. The transcript is spliced from 16 exons. Gene Ontology annotation, cellular component: plasma membrane; postsynaptic density membrane; AMPA glutamate receptor complex.